Molecule: messenger RNA, 1413 nt
Organism: Lemur catta (Ring-tailed lemur)
Lineage: Eukaryota; Metazoa; Chordata; Mammalia; Primates; Lemuridae
Gene: FAM110D
Product: family with sequence similarity 110 member D
Source: RefSeq, a predicted model, not a curated record
UGCCACCAAAGUUACUUCUAGUCCCUGCUGUCCCUCCUGCCCUCAGUCUGGACCUGCCCAGGGACCCCUGCAAUUCAGCCUCCCUACGCAGAAUCCCCACAGAGCGCAAGCCAAUUGCACCUGGCUCCUUGGCUGGCUACAUACCUCCAGCGGCUUAUGGGGCACUAUCCUGCCCAGCUCUGCUAAGAUGCUCCUGGCCUCUCCCUCCACCCCGUCCAGGGGACGGACACCUAGCGCCGUGGAGAGGCUGGAGGCCGACAAAGCCAAGUAUGUCAAGACGCACCAGGUGAUAGCGCGGCGACAGGAGCCAGCCCUGCGCGGGGGUCCCGGGCCGCUCACCCCGCACCCCUGCAAUGAGCUGGGGCCCUCUGCAUCGCCCAGGACGCCCAGGCCCGCCCGCCGGGGCAGCGGCAGGAGGCUACCGAGGCCGGACUCCCUCAUUUUCUACCGCCAGAAGCGGGACUGCAAGGCUUCAGUGAACAAGGAGAACGCCAAGGGCCAGGGGCUGGUGCGGCGCCUCUUCCUGGGCGCCCCCCGAGACGCCGCCCCGAGCAGCCCCGGCCCCACAGAGAGACCCGCGGUUCCUGGGGCUUGGGCUGCGCCUCAAGAUGACGCGGAAGCGGCGGGAAAGCGGGCGCUGUGCCCCACGUGCUCGCUGCCCCUGUCGGAGAAGGAGCGCUUCUUCAACUACUGCGGCCUGGAGCGCGCGCUGGUAGAGGUGCUGGGCGCCGAGCGCUUCUCUCCGCAGAGCUGGGGCGCCGACAGCAGCCCGCAGACCGGAACUUCCCCGCCACCGGGCUCUGGGGACGCCAGUGACUGGACAUCCAGCGACGGGGCCCCGGGCGGCCCGGACUGCGCGGGCGGCGGCGGCGGCUCGGAGGCAGCGGGCUCGGCGCGCGACGGGCGCCCGGCGGUGUCGGUGGUGGAGCGCAACGCGCGCGUCAUCCAGUGGUUGUACGGCUGCCAGCGCGCCCGCGGCCCGCCGCGCGAGUCCGAGGUGUGACCGCGGCCACUCGGGAGCCGGCUCCCGGGAAGUCUGAGGCGCGGGGCGCCUUUGCGCAAGCCCCUCCCUCUGGAACUCGGUUUCUUCAUCUGAACCUUGGGGCGAUGGGACAAGACGAUCCCGAAGGCCCUUCCCAGCGCAUGCAGCGGAGGGGGAGAGGGCCUCGUGGCCCCUGUGGAGGCCAGGGCUGGGGAGUGAUGUCUGGGGUGGGAGAGCUGAGCAAACCUGCUGAAUAAAGUUGAACGUUAUUUCAACGGACGUGAGUUUGGAUUAGGGAGCAGAUGUUGAGGAAGGGGGUGAACGGGUUUGCGUGGGUUUUGGAGUGUGCGACCCUGGGCAAGCACUGAACCUCACUGGACGGAGCGGCACCCCUCGGUUAUUAAAGGGAGAAAGGAGAAAAUAAAAGUAUU